CUCAGCCAUUCAUCCAUCAUCCAUUGUAGGAGUAGCUAGGUAGCGUUGUGUGCCCGCUAGGACAAUGAUGAGCAUCCUUCUACUGCAACAACUCCUGCGGUCAUCAUGUCCCGUACCUUACACCUAACACGCCAUACUAAUCCUCUCACUUUCAUACCACUCUCUAGCCUUACUCGGAGAUCGUUUUCCCUCUCCGCCCUCUCUUUGGCCGACAAACCCCUCCCCCCUCGACUCAAGUUCGAAGAUGCUGACCUGACCGUGUCUUACCUCAAGGGCACCGGUCCUGGUGGUCAGAAGAUUAACAAAACCAACUCAGCUGUUCAAAUCAUCCAUAAGCCUACCGGUAUUGUGGUCAAGUCGCAAGCUACCCGGUCGAGGUCGCAGAACGAAAAAUAUGCUCGUCAGAUCCUGGCUGAUAAAGUCGAAGUACACCUCAAUGGGGACAAGAGUCGUGCUGCCAUAAAGGCCGACCGCGCGCGGAAGAAGAAGGCAAGUAAGAUGAAGAAGGCUCGGCGCAAAUAUCGUGAAUUGGAGAAGGGCCCGGAAGGAACAGCAGAAGAGCUUGAGGAUGGGGAUGACUAUGAGGAUGCGGAUAACAGCGCGAACGAGAUUGUCGCAUCACAACAAUCAGCAGAGACAGGCGUUCCUCAAGGAGCACAAGGCUCUGGGCAGAGGGGUUAAGCCUCUAUUAGAGCCUACCCAUCCUCAGAAACUGCAGCAAAUACUGCAAUUGUCAUAUUACCCACAAAUUCCGGUCAGCGCGCAUCGAGACGGCGCAUACUCGAUAGACAUACGCGUCGUUGUACAUACAGAACU
Molecule: messenger RNA, 816 nt
Organism: Aspergillus homomorphus CBS 101889
Lineage: Eukaryota; Fungi; Ascomycota; Eurotiomycetes; Eurotiales; Aspergillaceae
Product: peptide chain release factor family protein
Exons: 2
Coding region: 106-681 (191 amino acids)
Biological process (GO): translational termination
Cellular component (GO): mitochondrion
Molecular function (GO): translation release factor activity
Source: RefSeq, a predicted model, not a curated record